AAAAGCAGAAGCGUUCGCUCUGGCUUCACACAUUCUCUUGUGUUUUGCUAUCUAUCAAGCAGAGAAAAAUGUCUGGUCGAGGAAAGGGAGGUAAGGGGCUCGGGAAAGGAGGCGCCAAGCGUCACCGCAAAGUUCUCCGUGAUAACAUCCAGGGCAUCACCAAGCCCGCCAUUCGCCGCCUGGCUCGCCGCGGCGGAGUCAAGCGUAUCUCCGGGCUCAUCUACGAGGAGACCCGCGGGGUGCUCAAGGUUUUCCUGGAGAACGUCAUCCGCGACGCCGUCACCUACACUGAGCACGCCAAGAGGAAGACCGUCACUGCCAUGGACGUGGUGUACGCGCUCAAGAGGCAGGGCCGCACUCUCUACGGCUUCGGAGGCUAAACUGGACUGACACUGCUCAACAACACAAAGGCUCUUCUAAGAGCCGCCCACUCCCGUUUUCAGAGCUGCUCUCCUUAGUUCUACAUAUCACAUGCAAUAUCGAACUAUCUGAUUAAACCACCAAGAAGUUUGAGGAAAUAGUUGGGCACGGCAGCUACUUUACAUGUUAUUCUAGCACGGAGUGUGUGUGUGUAGUAUGUCUUCAAUUUUCACCUUUCACUUAAAUUUAUUUGUUUACCAUAUGUGUAUGUGAGUUACUAAGCCUAAUGGGGCAGCUCUAUAGUUUCUUUACAAUAUGCUUAUUUAGGAUUGACAGUAAGAUGAUAUAAAAUGUUCAGCUCUGGCUUCUUAUUGGUUAAAAUGUACCGCAUGUGUUUUUGAGGUACUGAAGGUAUGGAGUCUAGAGCACAUACUAGCCUUUGACUUUUCCAUGUUUAUCAUGCUCUUUGUACUUAAAUAUGAAACUUGCAGUAAACCAUUGGAACAAA
Myripristis murdjan (pinecone soldierfish) is the source of this 868-nucleotide messenger RNA. RefSeq names its product histone H4. The coding region runs from base 69 to 380 and encodes 103 amino acids. Lineage: Eukaryota; Metazoa; Chordata; Actinopteri; Holocentriformes; Holocentridae. Gene Ontology annotation, molecular function: DNA binding; protein heterodimerization activity; structural constituent of chromatin. Gene Ontology annotation, cellular component: nucleosome. The transcript has a single exon. The record is from RefSeq and is a predicted model, not a curated record.